Messenger RNA from Castor canadensis (American beaver), 735 nucleotides. The record is from RefSeq and is a predicted model, not a curated record. Lineage: Eukaryota; Metazoa; Chordata; Mammalia; Rodentia; Castoridae.
AUGGAGAUGACACAGUACAUCAGCCUUACUCCAAAUAUGCAAAGUAAGCAGGAUGCCUUGUGGAACCAGGUACCCUGUUUCCUGAGAGACUGGGAGUUGCAGGUGCACUUCAAGACCCAUGAACAGGGAAGAAGAAGCUACCUGGGGGUGGCUUGGCAAUUUGGUACACAAAGGAUCGAAUGUAGCCAGGACUGCUAUCCCAAUGAGGAGAAGCAGCAAGAGAGGGUAUUCCCCUACAUCUCAGCCAUGGUGAACAGCAGCUCACUCAGAUAUGAUCAUGAAGGAGAUGGGUGGCCCACAGAGCUAGGGGGCUGCACAGCCAUUGUCCACAAUCUCCAUUAUGACACUUUCCUUGUGAAUCGCUAUGUUAAGAUAUUGACAAUAAUGAUGGAUAUCCAUGGCAAACAUGAGUGGAGGGACUGCACUGAGGUGCCCAGUCUUCCCCUGGGCUACUACUUUGGCACCUCCUCCAUCACUGGGGAUUUCUCUGAUAAUCACAAUGUCAUUUCCCUGAAGUUGUUUGAACUAACGGUGGAGAAGAUGCCAGAAGAGGAAAAGCUUCAUGUGUUCUUGCCCUCAGUGGACAAUAUGAAGCUGACUGAGAUGAUGGCCCCACUGCUGCCCUUGAGUGGCCUGACCCUCUUCCUCAUCAUCUUUUUCUCUCUGGUGUAUUCUUUGUUUUCCAUUGUCAUUGGUAUCAUACUCUACAACAAAUGGCAAGGACUGACUGAGUGA